AUGGGGAGUCCUGGGGGGGAAAGAAAGGGUGUCCAGUUCCUGUUGCUUCACUUUCGCUUGAAACCCUUUCAGCUGGAAGCAGAAUUGCCAAAGCAGGAGCCCCCACCCAAAGUACAGCCAGACCCAGAUCCAGGCCCAGUACCACAGCUGGAGGAGAUGGGUCCAGCAGUGCCCUCUAAACCUACAUCUGCAGCUAGAGGAGAAAGCCCAGAGCAGGAGAUCUACAAGGUCGAAUCCCCCAAGAGCUACAAGGAAGAGCUGUCAUCCACAAACAGGACCUGGACCUUCAGCGCAAGCUCAAGCCACAGGGAGGAGGAGCAGGUGCCCACCCAGUUCCGCUCCAUCCGCGUGCAGACCUCCACACACCUUUUCUGGGCAAACAAGCUCAUCCAGGCGUCAGAGCACAGCCUGCAGCAGGCCUUAGAGAAACAUCCCAAGAGUGCCCGGGAAAAGAAGUCUGUCUCCAUAUCCCAGGUUCUCACAGAAUGCCCCCCACUGCCAUCAAGCCCCCCCGUGUCUUGCACCAACCUGCCCACAUCCAUUGGCCUGGCAGAGCUGAUCAAUUUUGCAUCGUCCCUGGCCGUAGCCUCCUCCAGCAACAAGGAAUUGCCUACCUUAGGGAGUAUGAUCAAAAGUACCUCUGAGAGGCCCCAAGACGCCUCUAUGGAGCUUUGCCAGCCUAUCCAGGCUAUCAAGUUUUCCCAGGCUACCCAGAUUACCCAGAUAUCCUCAGAGAAGACAGACAAAUCACCCCAAGAUGUGACAAGUCACAAAUCUUGGACUCAGGAAACCAGGAAUGUAGCUUGCUCUUACCUAGAUUUUAGCAAGACAGGGCUCAAAAAGGCUACCAUCCAAGGUGAAGUGAAGUUCAUCCAGGCACCAGCCACAUCCUCCCCGCUUCAGGGAGUCAAAGAAGACUCGGUGCCGGGAACCAAGAAAGGGAAUCCAUUAUUGCUGAAAAUCCAUUUUAAGCUGUCCCCCCCAUCACCCCCAGAGAAAUGA
Messenger RNA from Acomys russatus (golden spiny mouse), 1002 nucleotides. RefSeq names its product spermatogenesis associated 32 (gene Spata32). The record is from RefSeq and is a predicted model, not a curated record. Lineage: Eukaryota; Metazoa; Chordata; Mammalia; Rodentia; Muridae. Gene Ontology annotation, molecular function: actin binding. Gene Ontology annotation, biological process: spermatogenesis. Gene Ontology annotation, cellular component: perinuclear region of cytoplasm. The transcript is spliced from 2 exons. The coding region runs from base 1 to 1002 and encodes 333 amino acids.